Acytostelium subglobosum LB1 is the source of this 705-nucleotide messenger RNA. RefSeq lists its product as hypothetical. Lineage: Eukaryota; Evosea; Eumycetozoa; Acytosteliales; Acytosteliaceae. The coding region runs from base 1 to 705 and encodes 234 amino acids. The record is from RefSeq and is a predicted model, not a curated record. The transcript has a single exon. Gene Ontology annotation, molecular function: protein binding. Gene Ontology annotation, cellular component: nucleus.
AUGCUUGCUGACAUGCAAAAGGAAGGCAGUCGCAACACAAGGUACUUCAUUCGUUUGUUUCUGCGCAUCAUCCAACACAUGGAGGGCAAGGCCACCAAACAGAACACACCAUCAACAUGGCGGAAGGACCAGUUACCGUUCAUCUUUGACACGCUGGACGACAUCGAUCACUUCACCCCUCGCAUCGGCAACAGCUCCACCUUGGACAGCUAUAUGAAGUUGAUGGAGCCAGCAUUCAAACUGAUUGACAAGUUCAAGGGUCCUGAGUUCUUGGCACGAUUCAAUCGGCAGCACAUAGUGGAUAUUGCCUCCAAUCUCUCAAACAAUACGAUCACGGUCAUUGACUCGAUACAGAGCACCGAUAUUGGUCGCGCGGUGUACCCAUCAUCCAACUACUUCAAACACUCAUGUCUACCAAACUGCACCCACUACCUGGACAGCAAUGGCAUGUCGGUGUACCGCACUACUCAAGCCAUCAAGGCAGGAGAGGACAUCACGACAACAAUGCUGGAUAUCAUGCUCUCACGAUCGAAGCGCAUCGACUCCCUCCUUGAAGAGAAUGGAUUCUACUGCCAGUGCCCCCGGUGCGUCGCCAACAACCAGGACUACCAAUGUCCUACAUGUGAACAGGCGUUGGACUCAAACCAUUUGCGUAUCUGGGAGCCGAUCCCGUCAGCCGACUUUGACGGGCGGGUAUACCAAUGA